Messenger RNA from Linum tenue, 444 nucleotides. Lineage: Eukaryota; Viridiplantae; Streptophyta; Magnoliopsida; Malpighiales; Linaceae. The record is from the annotation of a GenBank genome assembly.
CGAUUACCAAAUAAGUUGCAGAGUUCAAAGCUCACGUGAAAGAUUUCAGCUCAGAAAGUUGGGAUCUUAGCUCGCUCUAUUCCGAUCCACGGCGCCGGAUCUCCACCAUUUGGAGACUGUUAAGAUGUGGCAGGACGAGCCAAAGUGUAUAAAAGAUCACAACCGGCGGUUGCUGGCGGAGAAAUUUGAGCUGAAGAGAAACCUUUACAAGGCAUUUAUCAGAGACCCUGAACUUCCAAGCGAACUGCGCGAGAAACUCACUGCUAAACUGUCCAAGCUACCGAGAAAUAGCUCCUUCACCCGAAUCAGAAACCGAUGCGUCUUCUCUGGUCGCCCUCGCGGUGUUUACGAGUUCUUUAGAAUGUCUCGUAUCGUCUUCCGCACACUGGCAAAUCAAGGAAUGUUGAAUGGUGUGAAAAAGGCUUCUUGGUGAGCAGGUAGAGG